CGCCAUCACGCCCAAAGCGGUCAAGUUCGUAGCUGUGGCCGGCACCGUGCCCCCCGCGCUGUCCUGCCCCGUUGUCUGUCCACUCAGCGCGAUCAACCCGCUCGGUGGCCCGGAGGCUGCGACAGGCCACAACAAGACAAGCCUAAGCUUAGGACCGAGCGGGCUGUGUGCUGCAGGGGCCGCGCAAUAUUCAAUUAGGUGCGUUCUCGUCUGGAGCCGGAGCUCUCUGUCUUCUCCCAUCGACUCGCCCAAGGCCUGUGACCGUCGCCACGCGCGAGCACGAAGCUAUCGGGUAUCCACCAGCUCACGUAUUCUCCUUCGCCUUCGCAGGCCUCGCACCUCCCGCAGAGACUCCACUGCGGCGUUAGGGCACCAAAGCGUUUGGGACGCACGGGACGUCCAACUUGACCGACGCACCGACCGCUUUCCUGCGACCCUCGCACCGCCGCUCCCUAUACUUCAGCUUUGCCCGCUCGCCGACACACCCCUCGCCAGCCGCGUCCCUGGCCCGUCGCCUGCCCUGGGCCCUCGACUCCCCGCGUCCGACGCGCCCUCGGACGGCCCCCACAGACCACGUCGGCCGCGCGAAUGGCCGCCGCCGUCUUCCUCCACAAUGCCAUCUUCGCCGCAGAGCCACCCUCGCCCCUGCCCGCGAUCGCGGGCACCCACCACCACCACCACCACCGCUCGCCCAACCGCCGCCUGCCGCACGACCGCCAGCUGUCGUCGGUCUCGUCCAUCACGCUCCACGCGUCCGCCUCCGAGCACUCGCACCCGACCGAGUCCCUCAUGCGCCCCUCGGAGAGCGCCGAUGCCGAGUCGACCGCGUAUCUGGACCUGCUCGCGCGCCAGCCGACGUAUCCGGACAGCGUGGGCCACCACGCGCGGGCGAGAGCGCUCAGCCUGCGCGGGGACCCCUUCUCGCUCCGGGAGAGAAGGGUCGCGCACGAGAAGCUGGUGAGGAGGAGGCUGAAGAGGCUGCGGCUCGCGCAGAGGGUGCUCUGGGUCGUCAUCGGCGGUUGGGCCACAUACAAUACGACGCGCUACUACAUCAGCGCGGUCCUGCGGCCAAACCGGGAGCGACAAAUUAUAGCCCUCGUGCUCGGCUCCUGUACCGCGCUGUGUCUCGCUUGCAAUCUCCUCUCUGUCAUCAUCACCGUCUCGGCAGCAUGUUUGGGCUGGUAUUACAGACCACGAUCCAGGCUCAUUCUUCUGAGAUGUUUCCUACAUUAUUGUUCCUCGAUAUCUCUAUUCGCUCCCGCGAUUGUCAACGUUGUCCUCACUAUCAUAUGGAGACAUUCUUCCGACAUAGACAAUAGCAUCCGUGGCAGGUGUCACUGGGAGAUCGACCUCGUCUGGUCAGGGUAUGGUGGUCAGUGCCAAGACUCACCUGCAUGGGGUUUCUGGCUCACAGGCUCCCUCGUACGGCUGAUCCUCACCGCUGGUGUCCUGGCCACGUACCACGCUGUGUCCUACCAGUACAUGGUCACACGACGGCCCUCGCGUCGUCGCCAUACGUCGUCGAUCUUCCGCCACUCUGCCGCCUCGUUCCCGUCGCAUUCAACGGCGACGACGGCAUCGUCGCGCAGCUUCAGGCCACUGUCCACCACGUCCGUCUCUACAGUUCCCGUCUCGUCUCCAUUGGCUGCCGGUAGCCACACAUCCCUCCCACGGAACUCUUCCGGAAACGCGGACGAUGCUGGGCCGCGUACACUUCGCACUGCGAGCUCCCGGAUCAUGGCGGGCGAUCUCGCGUCUUCUGGGGCGUCGAAGGUCAUCCGCAGACCCUCCGCGAAGGGCCUCAGGAACACAGCGGCACAACCGGACGCGGCGAUGCGCACUGCCUCGCCUUCCUCCUCGGAAGGGGCUGAUACGGACGAGGAUGGGGAGGACCGGUACGGGCGGCCCGUCCAACGACGGGUGGGUGGAUACGUUGCCGUGCCUCUUGGUAGCCCACCGCCCAGGGGCGACGGGAGCUCUUGGGACCCCGUUCCGGACUCGGACCUGAACGACUUCGCGACGCAGUUCCGCUCGCUCGUCGAGGAGGUCACGCGCGCCACGAACGACGCCACGGCGCACCCAGACAGCGAUCGCUACAGCUUCCCGGGAUCGUAUAACGAAGGCCGAGACCGAGACCGAAGCGACGCGCACGUCGUGGUGGGCCGGACCAUCCACCGGAUGCCCACUAUUGAGUCGCUGGGUUCACACGAAGUGAUGAGCCUGGCCAGCAAGGGGGGCUUCUCGACGCGCAACUCGACGCGCUCGAACACGCUCAGCACUGCGGACGCGCCGACGAGCCGGAGCGCGAGCCGCGCAAACUCUCUGGAUGCUGCCGUGUCUCUGUCGGUCUCCGUCGACGGGCCCACGGUGCUUGGGAUGGCAGGGGAGAUGGGCGAGUUGGUCCAGACGCCGAGCUCCGCGACGAGCGCAUGCGGGCCGGUCUUCUUUGGGAGCAGGAGCACGUCGGCCUCGUUCCACACUGCGAGAAGUGCGAGCGCGCACACGGACGACCCGGAGGAAGGAUAAGGUGAGCCUCGUAUCGAGCUGGAGCCGUGUUGCGAGGAUGAGUACGCAUUGGGCUAGAUCCGUCACGCAUUCGCUCUGUUCCCAUCUCAUCUCGUCGCACGCAUUGUAUUGUAUUGGCUUUGUCGUUUUCGCAUACAGUUCACCAUCUGUCACACUCACUUGCUUGCUUCGGACUCGGGUCAUGUCGACAUAGACACACAACGGCACCAGGACUCGUAUUGAUUGGACUUCCCCGCAUCCUACUCACGACUGCUCGUUUCUCAAUGUACGAGUCUUUCUCCUGUUUGUACUGUAACACGCCGUACUCACGCACACGACCAGAUACACGCUCUUUUGUACCGUUUGGGCCCAACCCAAUGUAUCAUGCUGAUAUUGCCU
This is a messenger RNA of Dichomitus squalens LYAD-421 SS1, 2904 nucleotides long. RefSeq lists its product as uncharacterized. Lineage: Eukaryota; Fungi; Basidiomycota; Agaricomycetes; Polyporales; Polyporaceae. The transcript has 3 exons. The record is from RefSeq and is a predicted model, not a curated record. Bases 589 to 2526 code for a protein of 645 amino acids.